AUGCGCACUUCGAAUGUCAUGCUCUCGAAGGGCGCCGCCUUCAUGAGGCGCCCCCAAUCCCUUUACCGAUUCAAAGAUGUCGCCAGGCCUCAGUUAUUUGCGGCCUCUGCCCUUGCCCGGUAUUAUGCCUCGAAGUCCUUCCCUCCACACACAAUAAUUAGCAUGCCCGCGCUGUCUCCUACAAUGACUGCUGGAAACAUCGGGACCUGGCAGAAGAAGGCUGGCGACGCCUUGAGCCCCGGUGACGUUCUCGUCGAAAUUGAAACCGAUAAGGCGCAAAUGGACUUUGAAUUCCAAGAGGAGGGUGUUUUGGCCAAGGUCUUGAAGGACGCCGGUGAGAAGGAUGUUUCCGUGGGAAGCCCAAUCGCCGUUUUGGUUGAAGAAGGUGCCGACGUCUCCGCCUUUGAAUCCUUCACCGUGGAAGAUGCUGGCGGUGAGAAAGCCCCCGCUGCUCCAGCUGAAAAGGCUAAGGAGGAAGCACCCAAGCCUGCCCCUUCGGAAACUCAGGACAAGCCUGAAGCCGUUGAACCAGAGGUUACCGGAGAGCGACUACAGCCAGCUUUGGACCGUGAGCCCCAGAUUAGCCCUGCCGCCAAGACCCUUGCUCUUGAGAAAGGCAUUCCUAUUAAGGCUCUCAAGGGUACUGGCCGUGGUGGACAGAUUACCAAGGAAGAUGUUGAGAAAUACAAGCCUGAAGUAUCAGCCGCCGCCGGACCUACUUACGAAGAUAUUCCUUUGACUUCCAUGCGCAAGACUAUUGCUUCAAGACUGCAAAAGUCGACGCAAGAGAACCCCCAUUACUUUGUUUCCGCUACAUUGUCCGUCAGCAAACUCCUAAAGCUUCGCCAGGCGCUCAAUGCCUCCGCUGACGGCAAGUACAAACUUUCCGUUAACGACUUCCUUGUCAAGGCCUGCUCUAUUGCCCUUCUCAAAGUCCCGGCUGUCAACUCCAGCUGGACUGAGGUCAACGGACAGCCUGUCAUCCGCCAGUACAGCAACACCGACAUCAGCGUUGCUGUCGCUACGCCCUCCGGACUCAUCACCCCUAUCGUUAAGAAUGCACAGGGCCUGGGUCUCUCCAGCAUCUCCAACCAGAUCAAAGAUCUCGGUAAGCGAGCUCGUGACAACAAAUUGAAGCCUGAGGAGUACCAAGGUGGCACUUUCACCAUCAGCAACUUGGGCAUGAACACCGCUGUUGAACGAUUCACCGCAGUCAUCAACCCACCUCAAGCUGCCAUUCUUGCCGUUGGUACCACUCGCAAGGUUGCUGUCCCUGUUGAGACCGAGGAAGGUACCUCAGUUGAGUGGGAUGACCAGAUCACCGUUACCGCAAGCUUCGACCACAGAGUCGUUGACGGAGCUGUUGGUGGAGAAUGGAUCAAGGAGCUGAAAAAGGCUGUUGAGAACCCAUUGGAGCUCAUGUUGUAA
Molecule: messenger RNA, 1428 nt
Organism: Talaromyces atroroseus
Lineage: Eukaryota; Fungi; Ascomycota; Eurotiomycetes; Eurotiales; Trichocomaceae
Product: Dihydrolipoyllysine-residue acetyltransferase component of pyruvate dehydrogenase complex, mitochondrial
Exons: 4
Coding region: 1-1428 (475 amino acids)
Biological process (GO): pyruvate decarboxylation to acetyl-CoA
Cellular component (GO): pyruvate dehydrogenase complex
Molecular function (GO): dihydrolipoyllysine-residue acetyltransferase activity
Source: RefSeq, a predicted model, not a curated record